AUGAUGAUGGACCUUUUUGAAACUGGCUCCUAUUUCUUCUACCUGGACGGGGAGAAUGGAGCCCUGCAGCAGCUGGAGAUGGCAGAGGGAUCCCCACUGUACCCAGGCAGCGAUGGCACCUUGUCCCCCUGUCAGGACCAAAUGCCGCCAGAGGCCGGCAGUGACAGCAGCGGAGAGGAGCAUGUGCUGGCACCCCCGGGACUACAACCCCCUCACUGCCCCGGCCAGUGUUUGAUCUGGGCUUGUAAAACUUGCAAGAGAAAGUCGGCCCCCACGGACAGGCGGAAAGCAGCCACCCUGCGGGAGAGGAGGAGACUGAAGAAAAUCAACGAAGCCUUCGAGGCUCUGAAAAGGCGGACUGUGGCGAACCCCAACCAGAGGCUGCCCAAGGUGGAGAUCCUGAGGAGCGCCAUCAGCUACAUCGAGAAGCUGCAGGACCUCUUGCACAGGCUGGAUCAGCAGGAGAAAAUGCAGGAGAUCGGGGGGGACCCCUUCAGCUUCAGCCCCAAGCAAGGGAGAGGCUCCGCCGUCGAGUCGUCGGCCUCCAGCAGCCUUCGCUGCCUCUCUUCCAUAGUGGACAGUAUUUCUUCCGACGAGCCCAAGCUGCCCAGCGUGGAGGAGGUGGUGGAGAAAUAA
Egretta garzetta (little egret) is the source of this 636-nucleotide messenger RNA. RefSeq names its product myogenic factor 6 (gene MYF6). Lineage: Eukaryota; Metazoa; Chordata; Aves; Pelecaniformes; Ardeidae. The record is from RefSeq and is a predicted model, not a curated record. Gene Ontology annotation, biological process: muscle organ development; positive regulation of myoblast differentiation; regulation of transcription by RNA polymerase II. The coding region runs from base 1 to 636 and encodes 211 amino acids. The transcript is spliced from 2 exons. Gene Ontology annotation, molecular function: protein dimerization activity; DNA-binding transcription factor activity, RNA polymerase II-specific; RNA polymerase II cis-regulatory region sequence-specific DNA binding.